UCUAUCUCUCAUCCUCAUUGAGGCUGUUCAUCGAAAUUCCAAGCAAAGAUGGAUAGCCAAUCUGCACCUAAAUCUCUCUUAUGCAUCUCUCUUAUCCUUCUUUACAUUUCUUCUGCCCAAGCUUUUAAUAUCACUAAAUUACUUGCUUUUUAUGAUCCUACAUACAGCACCUUCAACAGCUAUUUGACUCAAGCAAAUCUUGCUUCUGAUAUCAACAGACGCCAAACAAUAACCGUACUUGCUGUUCCUAACUCUGCCAUGAAAUCACUAGAAGGAAAAUCGAAAGAUGUGAUUAAAGAUGUUAUGAGUUUGCAUGUCAUUCUUGAUUACUUUGAUGAUCAAAAAAUUCACAAGCUUUCAAAGAAAACAGCUCUUUUAACCACAUUGUUUCAAUCUAGUGGUAUUGCUGAUGGACAACAAGGGUUCUUGAAUGUUACAGUUUUAAGCUCAGGUGAGGUUGCUUUUGGUUCGGCUGUUAAAGGUGCACAACUUGAUGCCCAGCUCGUUAAAUCAGUGGCGGCUCAACCAUACAACAUUUCCGUAUUGGAAGUUAGCUCCCUCAUAAUUCCACAAGGAAUUGACAACUCGCCACCAUCUCCUCCACCACCACCUUCCGCUGCACCUGCCCCCGCCCCCACUAAAUCAAAGAAAGCUCCAGCUCCUACACCAGCCAAGGCUCCUAAAUCUUCUAAAUCACCUGCACCAGCACCAGCAGCUGAUUCUCCAGCAGCCGACGUUCCAUCACCCGCUGAAGCACCUGCUGAUGCACCUGCUGCUGAUGCUCCCACACCUGCUGCAGGUCCUGUUGCUGAUGCUCCAGCUGCUGAUAAACCUGCAGAUGAUAAAUCAAAGUCUGCUGGUACACGUGCGGGUGCCAGUUUGGUUCUUGGUGGAGCCGUCUUGGUGAUCGCUGGUUUCCUAUCUAGUUAAAUAGUUUGAAUGAUGAAGAAUAUUGAAGAAGGAUUGAAAACACGAAGGGUUAGAUCUAAGGGAUUAAGACUUUGCAUAUGUAACUGCUAAUCUCUAAUUACUAUCAUUUGAUGGUUUGUUCCGUUAAUUAUUAUAUUAUAUUCAUGGAACGAGAGGAAAAAAAAAAGAGAGAAAUUGGUGUAAAUUGUAUCCAAAAAAAUCUUUUUAGAAAGUUACUGUAUUUUCAUAAUAUAAAAGCACCGCACCUCCAAUUGAGGGUGUAUUUAGACCUUCAUGAAUGAGGCUUUAUUUACACAUUUCACAAAA
Molecule: messenger RNA, 1236 nt
Organism: Papaver somniferum (opium poppy)
Lineage: Eukaryota; Viridiplantae; Streptophyta; Magnoliopsida; Ranunculales; Papaveraceae
Product: fasciclin-like arabinogalactan protein 14
Exons: 1
Coding region: 49-930 (293 amino acids)
Cellular component (GO): plasma membrane
Source: RefSeq, a predicted model, not a curated record